This is a messenger RNA of Aspergillus ibericus CBS 121593, 327 nucleotides long. RefSeq lists its product as uncharacterized. Lineage: Eukaryota; Fungi; Ascomycota; Eurotiomycetes; Eurotiales; Aspergillaceae. The transcript has 2 exons. Bases 1 to 327 code for a protein of 108 amino acids. The record is from RefSeq and is a predicted model, not a curated record.
AUGUCCAACCCAAGUGCCAAUCUCGUUGCUGUCAACUCGUCAACGCUUGGCACAGCCAUGCCGGAAGUGACUUUACCGGAUGGCAGCAAAGUGCAGACAGGAACAGUUGGAGCGAUGUUAAUCAAUAUCAGGGCGUAUAAUGAAGCCCAUGCAGACGGAGAUCAGGCAAAGAUGGAAGCUCUUCGCACCGCCCUCAGAGCCGCGAUCCCAUUGUUGAAGAAAGUUGGCAUGUUUGAUCUGUUUCCGCCUGAGGAGUGGAUCCAAGGUGAUAAUGAGGGGCGAAAGGUCGUGGGAAGGAUGUAUAAAGAAUACUUCGAGUUGGCAUAA